GGGGGCCGGGGGCGCGCCCGGGAAGCUCGGCUUGGACCACAGCCGCGCUCUUGGCCGCCGCAGCGCCAGCCGCCGCCGUCGCUGCUAUCACCGCAUAUCCGCGCCUCCCCGGGGAGAAGUCGGCGGCUCCCGCGGCCCCCAGCCCCGGCCCCUGGGCACUGCCCGGCUAGUCCCCGGGCAGGGGUGGGGGCAACAGCGGCGUGUCCGGCCCUGGGCUGCCAGGAGGUGGACGCCACUGCCCAGGGAGGCGCGCAGAGGCUCGGAGAGCGCUCCCCGGCGGGUCCCCAACGCACUCGCCGCCGCGCCCGGGCAGCGGCCCGACCCGGCUAGCAUGGGCGGCGCGGAGUGACGCCGCCGUGCCCGCUUGGCAUCAAGGACAUUCAGCCCGCGGGGGUGGGGACGAAGGGGGGCAGCCCCGCGUCGCCGCCGCAGCCCCUGAGAGCCACCACUGUCGCUGCUUGGGCUCCGGGGCUGGGUGGAGGAAAGGGGUGCUUGGAAUCGAUCCACAUUUUCUGACCUUUUUGUUGGACAUUACGCCCACCUUGGACGCUGCAAGAGGAGCUGUCAAGCCCAGCAGGCUCUGAUUUGGCCCCCUCCGUUUUCCCCUGGUGCUCGUGGCUUCCCGGUGCCUCGGUGGAGUAUUUGCGUUCGGGGCUGGGGCUGGAGGAGGCAGCCACACGCGCGCACACGCACACGUUCAGAGGAGGGCGAGAGGCAGCGGUACAGGCACCAUCUGCAGUGUCAAUGCGGCGCUGGGGCUGAAGGAGGGAAACGCCGCUCUUCCAGGGGAGACUGCCCUGCUGAGUCCUGGCCCUCCGGAGGGACGGCUGUGCUGGUUGCUGCUGUGUUGAGAGGACCUCUCUCGGAGAUGAAAGCCAUGCCCUGGAACUGGACCUGCCUGUUGUCCCACCUCCUGGUGGUAGGGAUGGGCUCCUCCACUCUGCUUUCACGGCAGCCACCACAGCUGUCUCAAAAGCGUUCUUUGGUCACAUUCCGAGGGGAACCCACCGAGGGCUUCAAUCACCUUGUGGUGGACGAGAGGACAGGACACAUUUACUUGGGGGCUGUCAAUAGGAUCUACAAACUCUCUAGUGACCUCAAGGUCUUGGUGACUCAUCAGACAGGGCCAGACGAGGAUAACCCCAAGUGUUACCCACCUCGUAUUGUUCAGACCUGCAAUGAGCCCUUGGCCAGCACCAAUAAUGUCAACAAGAUGCUGCUUAUAGACUACAAAGAAAACAGGCUGAUUGCAUGUGGGAGCUUGUACCAGGGUAUCUGCAAGCUCCUCAGGCUAGAGGACCUCUUCAAGUUGGGGGAGCCUUUCCACAAGAAGGAACAUUACCUCUCAGGGGUUAAUGAGAGUGGCUCAGUCUUUGGGGUGAUCGUCUCCUAUAGCAAUUUGGAUGAUAAACUCUUUAUUGCCACUGCAGUGGAUGGCAAGCCUGAAUAUUUUCCUACCAUCUCUAGCCGGAAGCUGACUAAGAACUCUGAGGCAGAUGGCAUGUUUGCAUAUGUUUUCCAUGAUGAAUUUGUGGCCUCUAUGAUCAAGAUCCCUUCAGACACCUUCACUGUUAUCCCUGACUUUGACAUCUACUACGUUUAUGGCUUCAGCAGUGGCAACUUUGUCUACUUUUUGACCCUUCAGCCAGAGAUGGUGUCUCCCCCAGGCUCCACAACGAAGGAACAGGUGUACACGUCAAAGCUUGUGAGGCUUUGCAAAGAGGACACAGCCUUCAAUUCCUACGUGGAGGUGCCCAUUGGCUGUGAGCGCAAUGGGGUGGAAUAUCGCUUGCUACAGGCUGCCUACCUGUCUAAAGCUGGUGCUGUGCUGGGCCGGACCCUGGGAGUCCGUCCAGAUGCUGACCUCCUCUUCACUGUCUUCUCCAAGGGCCAGAAGCGGAAGAUGAAAUCUCUGGAUGAGUCUGCCCUGUGCAUCUUCAUCUUGAAACAGAUCAAUGACCGCAUUAAGGAGCGCCUGCAGUCCUGUUACCGAGGCGAGGGCACACUGGACCUGGCCUGGCUCAAGGUGAAGGACAUCCCUUGCAGCAGUGCGCUCCUAACCAUUGAUGACAACUUCUGUGGCCUGGAUAUGAAUGCCCCUCUGGGAGUGUCUGAAAUGGUACGUGGCAUCCCGGUCUUCACAGAGGACAGGGACCGCAUGACUUCUGUCAUCGCGUAUGUCUACAAGAAUCACUCUCUGGCCUUCGUGGGCACCAAAAGUGGCAAGCUAAAGAAGAUCCGGGUGGAUGGGCCCAAGGGCAAUGCCCUCCAGUAUGAGACUGUGCAGGUGGUGGACCCAGGCCCAGUUCUCCGGGACAUGGCCUUUUCCAAGGACCACGAGCAACUCUACAUCAUGUCAGAAAGGCAGCUUACCAGAGUUCCUGUGGAAUCCUGUGGGCAGUAUCGGAGCUGUGGCGAGUGUCUUGGCUCAGGGGACCCCCACUGUGGCUGGUGUGUGCUCCACAACACGUGCACCCGGAAGGAACGGUGUGAGCGCUCCAGGGAACCUCGAAGGUUUGCCUCAGAGAUGAAGCAGUGUGUCCGGCUGACAGUCCAUCCCAACAACAUCUCUGUCUCUCAGUACAAUGUGCUGCUGGUCCUAGAGACAUACAAUGUUCCGGAGCUGUCAGCAGGUGUCAACUGUACCUUUGAGGAUCUGUCAGAGAUGGAUGGGCUGGUAAUAGGCAAUCAGGUCCAAUGCUACUCCCCUGCAGCCAAGGAGGUGCCCCGCAUCAUCACAGAAAAUGGAGACCAUCAUGUUGUCCAGCUGCAGCUCAAGUCGAAGGAGACGGGCGUGACCUUCGCCAGCACCAGCUUUGUCUUCUACAACUGCAGCGUCCACACCUCAUGUCUGUCCUGUGUGGAGAGCCCAUACCGCUGCCACUGGUGUAAAUACCGACACGUUUGCACUCAUGACCCCAACACAUGCUCCUUCCAGGAGGGCCGAGUGAAGCUGCCCGAGGACUGCCCCCAGCUGCUGCGAGUGGACAAGAUCCUGGUACCAGUCGAGGUGAUCAAACCCAUCACUCUGAAGGCUAAGAACCUCCCACAGCCUCAGUCGGGACAACGAGGCUACGAGUGCAUCUUGAACAUCCAGGGCACCGAGCAGAGGGUUCCUGCUCUGCGCUUCAACAGCUCCAGUGUACAAUGUCAAAACACCUCUUAUUCCUAUGAAGGGAUGGAGAUCAACAACCUGCCAGUGGAGUUGACAGUCGUGUGGAACGGACACUUCAACAUUGACAACCCAGCUCAGAAUAAAGUUUACCUCUACAAGUGCGGGGCCAUGCGUGAGAGCUGUGGGCUGUGCCUCAAAGCCGACCCAGACUUUGAGUGUGGCUGGUGUCAGAGCCCAGGCCAGUGCACCCUGCGCCAGCACUGUCCUGCCCAUGAGAGCCGGUGGCUGGAACUAUCAGGUGCCAACAGCAAGUGCACCAACCCUCGGAUCACAGAGAUCAUUCCAGUGACAGGCCCUCGGGAAGGGGGCACCAAGGUCACCAUCCGAGGGGAGAACCUGGGUCUGGAAUUCCGGGACAUUGCUUCACAUGUCAAGGUGGCUGGUGUGGAAUGCAGCCCAUUGGUGGAUGGCUACAUCCCGGCAGAACAGAUCGUGUGUGAGAUGGGAGAGGCCAAGCCCAGCCAGCAUGCAGGCUUUGUGGAGAUCUGUGUGGCUGUGUGUCGACCUGAGUUCAUGGCCCGCUCCUCACAGCUCUAUUAUUUCAUGACUCUGACCCUCGCAGACCUGAAGCCCAGCCGGGGACCCAUGUCUGGGGGCACACAGGUUACCAUCACAGGCACCAACUUGAAUGCAGGCAGCGAUGUGGUGGUGAUGUUUGGGAGCCAGCCAUGCCUCUUCCACAGGCGCUCGCCAUCCUACAUUAUCUGUAACACUACAUCCUCAGAUGAGGUGUUGGACAUGAAGGUGACUGUGCAGGUGGACAGGGCCAGGAUCCGACAGGACCUGGUCUUUCAGUAUGUUGAGGACCCCACCAUCGUGCGUAUUGAGCCAGAGUGGAGCAUUGUCAGUGGGAACACACCUAUCGCUGUCUGGGGAACUCACCUGGACCUCAUACAGAACCCCCAGAUCCGUGCCAAGCAUGGAGGGAAAGAACACAUCAAUAUCUGUGAGGUCCUGAAUGCUACUGAGAUGACCUGCCAGGCUCCAGCCCUUGCCCUGGGUCCUGACCACCAAUCAGAUCUUACUGAAAGGCCUGAAGAAUUUGGUUUCAUCCUGGACAAUGUCCAGUCUCUGUUAAUUCUCAACAAGACCAACUUCACCUACUAUCCUAACCCUGUGUUUGAGGCUUUCAGUCCCUCGGGAAUCCUGGAGCUCAAGCCUGGCACCCCCAUCAUCCUAAAGGGCAAGAACCUGAUCCCACCUGUGGCUGGAGGCAAUGUGAAGCUGAACUACACCGUGCUGGUUGGAGAGAAGCCAUGCACCGUGACAGUGUCAGAUGUGCAGCUACUCUGCGAGUCUCCCAACCUCAUCGGCAGGCACAAAGUGAUGGCACGGGUGGGUGGCAUGGAGUAUUCCCCUGGCAUGGUGUACAUUGCCCCGGACAGCCCACUCAGUCUGCCUGCCAUCGUCAGCAUCGCGGUGGCUGGUGGUCUCCUCAUCAUCUUCAUUGUGGCAGUGCUCAUCGCCUACAAACGCAAGUCUCGGGAAAGUGACCUCACUCUGAAGCGUCUCCAGAUGCAGAUGGACAACCUCGAGUCCCGUGUGGCCCUGGAGUGCAAGGAAGCUUUUGCAGAGCUGCAGACAGAUAUCCAUGAGCUUACCAGUGACCUGGAUGGAGCUGGGAUACCCUUCCUGGACUACAGGACCUACACCAUGCGGGUGCUCUUCCCAGGGAUUGAAGACCAUCCUGUGCUACGGGACCUUGAGGUCCCAGGCUACCGGCAGGAGCGCGUGGAGAAAGGCCUGAAGCUCUUCGCACAGCUCAUCAACAAUAAGGUGUUCCUGCUAUCUUUCAUCCGCACUCUUGAGUCUCAACGCAGCUUCUCCAUGCGUGACCGAGGUAACGUGGCCUCUCUCAUCAUGACGGUACUUCAGAGCAAGCUAGAGUAUGCCACUGAUGUGCUGAAGCAGCUACUGGCUGACCUCAUUGAUAAGAACCUGGAGAGCAAGAACCACCCCAAGUUACUGCUCAGGAGGACUGAGUCAGUGGCUGAGAAGAUGCUGACCAAUUGGUUUACCUUCCUCCUCUACAAGUUCCUCAAGGAGUGUGCCGGGGAGCCCCUGUUCUCCCUGUUCUGUGCCAUCAAGCAGCAGAUGGAGAAGGGCCCUAUAGACGCCAUCACAGGAGAGGCCCGCUACUCCCUGAGUGAGGACAAGCUCAUUCGGCAGCAGAUCGAAUACAAGACCCUGGUCCUGAGCUGUGCCAGUCCAGAUAAUGCCAACAGCCCAGAGGUCCCAGUGAAGAUUCUCAACUGUGACACCAUCACCCAGGUCAAGGAGAAGAUCCUGGACGCCAUCUUCAAGAAUGUGCCAUGCUCCCACCGGCCCAAGGCUGCAGACAUGGACCUGGAGUGGAGACAAGGAAGUGGGGCGAGGAUGAUCCUACAGGAUGAAGAUCUCACCACCAAGAUUGAGAAUGACUGGAAGAGACUCAACACAAUAGCCCACUACCAGGUGCCGGAUGGUUCUGUGGUGGCUUUAGUGUCCAAGCAAGUGACAGCCUAUAAUGCAGUGAACAACUCCACAGUCUCCAGGACUUCAGCAAGUAAAUAUGAAAACAUGAUCCGGUACACAGGCAGCCCUGAUAGCCUCCGUUCCCGAACACCCAUGAUCACCCCUGACCUGGAAAGUGGAGUCAAGCUGUGGCACCUGGUGAAGAACCAUGAGCAUGGAGACCAGAAGGAGGGCGAUCGGGGGAGCAAGAUGGUGUCUGAAAUCUACCUGACACGACUAUUGGCCACCAAGGGCACACUGCAGAAGUUUGUGGAUGACCUCUUUGAGACUAUCUUCAGUACAGCCCACCGUGGCUCCGCUCUGCCCUUAGCCAUCAAGUACAUGUUUGACUUCCUUGAUGAGCAGGCUGAUAAGCAUGGCAUCCAUGACCCACAUGUCCGCCAUACCUGGAAAAGCAACUGCCUGCCCCUGCGGUUUUGGGUGAACAUGAUCAAGAACCCACAGUUUGUGUUUGACAUCCAUAAGAACAGCAUCACGGAUGCCUGCCUCUCGGUGGUGGCCCAGACCUUCAUGGACUCCUGCUCCACAUCGGAGCACCGGCUGGGCAAGGACUCCCCCUCCAACAAACUGCUCUAUGCCAAGGAUAUUCCCAGCUACAAGAACUGGGUAGAGAGAUAUUACUCAGAUAUUGGGAAGAUGCCAGCGAUCAGUGACCAGGACAUGAAUGCGUACCUGGCCGAGCAGUCGCGGAUGCACAUGAAUGAGUUCAACACGAUGAGCGCACUCUCAGAGAUCUUCUCCUACGUCGGCAAAUACAGUGAGGAGAUCCUUGGACCCCUGGACCAUGACGACCAGUGUGGAAAGCAGAAACUGGCUUACAAACUAGAACAAGUCAUAACCCUCAUGAGCUUAGACAGCUGAGAACUGUCCUUCCAGGGCCAUCCUGGAGGGAGGGACACACCAAGCCGUGCCUCAGUCUAGAUUAUCAUCUUUACCAAGUGCAAGUUCCGACAGGCAUCAGCAGCAACCCCCGAGCAGCGCCGUCUCUCCUUUUAUUUCUCUCCCUCUUCUGUCUCUCCCUCUUUCCGGAGUUCCAUCUCUUUCAGUUGCUCCACCAGUGUGAUUGGACCAGGUCACUGACCCUCAGUCAGUCCAGGGAUGGCCAGGCCCCAUGGUGAGAGACCUGACCAGAAGAUGUCAGAGUGAGGCUCUCCCUCCCAGCUGCUCCUGGCCCCAUGCAUCAGCAGCAGGGCUCAAAUAAGGAGGAGGAGCUGAGGACGGAGAACAUUCCUAUGCUGCUACUUUACCUUCUGCGUUGAGAAUCCCCACUGUGGUCCAAAACCUGGCUUCGGGAAGCAACUGUGAGCUCAGUAUUAUCUGAAGUAGGAGACAUCACUCGGAUCUCCCUUUCCACACACUCAACAACAAGGGGCCAGGCAGUGACCUGGGUGCUUUGUAACUGUGAGAAAAAGGCCUUGCCUCCUACAGAUGUUGGAGUAGGGACCAGUGGAAGUUUAAAGAUGCUCUCUCAGGGGCCGCUGCCUACCUGUUUGAUGUCCAGCAGCCUUCUGUCCCCUCCCAAUAUCUUUGGAGGCCUUCCAAGCAUCCAUUCAGACCUUUCUCCCCUUCCUGUGAAAAGUCAGACAGGGGAAAAACUAACAGUUACAUUCCACCAUGGAGAUGUUCCUACAUCAUCUAAUCUGGUUCCUAAAAAAAGAAAUGUAGCAUGGAAAGAGAGAGAGAGAGAAGGAAAGAGUAUCAUCUAUGCCAGAAGCAACAUUGAUUGUUCUCUGUUCACCCCCAAGUUCAAAUGCAUCCUGAUUGUAGUCAAAGGUCCAUUGCCAGAGCCUCCUGUGUUGUCUAGAGAAGGCAUCUCCAUGCUCCUUUAUCACCAUCAUCAAAGCUCACAGUGAAAUGCAGAGUGCAUCUAGGAGAUUCUACCUCCAGCCGUCUCCAAGGCUCCAUCUCCACUGUCUUUGAGAACACCCUGGAAGGCCAGGGCAGACAGCCCAACCCCUGUCCCUCCUGCAGAAUCUGGUGCCAUUGCUAUGCAGAUGACUUUGUCACUGGACUGUCCAGAGCUCUGUGGGAAUUGUUUCAUCAACAUAUCAGCUGUCUCUUCAGUGGAUCUUCUUCUUCAUCCCUUCUGAAGUCAUCAUCAGAGGAAACAUACUUAAGCACAGCCUCACCAAGACAAAGCAAGAUGCCAGCCAGCCUCAGCCACCAGCUUGUGCCUGGAAGGGACUGGAGAGCCAAGUGAGGGACCUGGUUGGAUACAGAGAAAAGUGCAUACCACUAACCAUGGCCUUGGCAUUUAUCUUUCCAUUGUGUUUUCCCAUCUACUGAUAUGCCAUUUUGUGUUAGCCAAUCAGGCAAAUGUGUGCUCAGAAAUGUAACACGUGGUUAUGACAAGAGGUGUUGACUAGUGGGUCUUGGGAACCUACAGUCUUGAAGGGAUCUUAGAUAGUGAAUGGUCCAGUCUCUACCAUAAGCAAGAAUCUCUUUAGACAGCUGGGGUUUGUUGUCCACCACUCAUGCAGACAAGAGAGGCAUUGGAGAAGGUGGUGUUAACAGCAUUCCACAUCCUUGCCUUCCUUCAUUCUCCAUGCAUUACAUGUCAUUUCUUCCCAUCACUCAGAAUGAGCCUCACAUGGAGAAGGAGCUGUACCAUUUCAAGCCAAGUCCAUGUGUCAUCCUGCACCUUUCAGGACAUCAAGACCCUUUUCAUAUGAGAGAGCAGGGUUGAGGAAGGCACCUAGGAGUCUGCAGGAAGCAUGGAAAGAUUUCUUAUCCCAUGUAGGAGGAUGUUGAGAUGGUCUCCUUCUCUGUCCCCUGGCUCAUCUGUCCAUCCUUCAGGGUCAGUAUACUUCACUGAGUGUUCGUCAUGUGUGUGGUGAGAGCAUUCUUCUAUCCAUAGGAAAUCAGGAUGUCACCUGCCAAGGCUGAACUCUGGCAGCCCAGAGCAGCACCCUGUGGCAUUGCUGUGGACAAAAUGACAAAGACACACCAAUGUAGGAAAAAGGACGAAAAGUCUAGGGAAAGAGGCAUUGGAAGUGGGGAGGGUAAUGAAAGAAAACAAAAACAAACCAAAAAACCACCAGAGGUUUUGGCAAAGCAAGUGCCAGGUGGAGACAUAUGGAAUUUCUAUCAGUGACUAUUGUUUUUCUUCCAUGAAGCCAUGGGACCUGGCAGGCUUCAGGGUGUAUGGGGCGGGGGGAACACCUCAGCUGAGAAGGUAUUUUUGCACAUAUGAAGGGUUGGGGAGGAGAGAGCCAUGAACAUAUUUAACACAGAUUUGCAGGAUGGAAGGUGUGUGUAUGUGUGUGUGUGUGUGUGUGUGUAGGUGCAUGGGUGAGUGUGCUUUGAUUUUUAAGUUUUGCACAGUUAGAGAAAAAUGAACAGUAGCAACAAGAGACUGUUAUCAUGGCUUUGCUGACAUGUUCUCCCCCCUCCCCGGAUGAUUUUACUGUUGUUAUUAUUAUUAUUUUGUCGGUACAGAAUUUUUUUCCUUACUUUUGUUAACAAGCAAAAUUUCAAACACCUCAGAGAAAUACACAUAUCAGGAGGAAAGAGGCGGGGACGGUCUUGCCUGGGUUUCCUGGAUCUCCUGGUUUCCUGGGUCUCCUCGUUUCUCUUGAGGGGGCUUUGGGCAGAUUCUUUCACUUUAAUUGGUGAUGUAGGUUUUUUCUGGUACUUCAUAGGCAGUCCUUGUGGCCUGCUUGGGGACUCAGAAAUCAAGGCCCAUCUUGCUUGUAAAAACAAAAAACAAACAAACAAAACAAAACAAACCCACCAACUUUCCUUUUGCUGUUUGUUUGCUUGUUUGUUUUUGUUUCCCAUUAGAUUUUUUUUUCUUUUUUGCAAGUGUGAUACCUUUAAAAGCAAGGUUAGGCAACGUUGUUUGAAAUCUGUCACAUCCUCCCAGAUAUUCCUUCGCAACUCCCCCUUGAGAUUCUCUAGCUCCUCUUAGCAGUUAGAGAGACCCUGAUGGUCUGUGAGCUCUCAGAGAACGAAGUCAGAGAAACUAGGACAUAAGACACAGUGGUGCCUCGCCCCCUGUCCAGAGUUCACUUGCGGGGUGUUGCAGAUCUGCUGACGGUAGAACCUUUAUUUAUCUCUUGGAGUUUGUUCAGAGGGUAUGGGUGGGGGAGUAGGUAGCCUCUCUCACAUCACCCCCCCCCCCCCCCCCCGCCUUCACCUCACCUCUGCAUCCUCCUGCUCCUGACACCACUGGUCAAAAUGGUACUACUGAUCACACAUCCCAAAUGACUGACCAAGUGAGGAUUUGAAUCUUGAAAGGAGAAGACCAGGGAGCAGGGAGUUUGAUAGGGUCCUGAAAGCAAAAGACUGGGUAGAAGAAACCUGGGAAGGUAUCUGCAGGCUGGUUACUUCUCUGUGGCAUGUUUGUCUCUCUAGGUGUGGGCGUGGUCUGGUCAUGUCUUCAUCCUUCCCUGUAAGGAGACACAGUAAUGUUUCUUAGUGCCAUGAAGUCAUUAGCUUUUGUGUCAGUUACUUCCUCAGGAAAAUACUUUCUUGCCUUCUUCUUUCAAUACAGUUUUAAACUUGGGGACAGAGGACAAACAGAGAACCCCCCCACCCAGACUAAGGUACUUUGCAACCCCGUGCAGCAUGCAUGGCCAGAGCCAGCCCCUGGAACCUUCAUGAUGGGAGUCCACAGACCUGGAGUAAGCUCAGGGUGGGUGCCUGAGUGGGGCCACAUUUGGGAAGAGAAAUACUUUUAAUGAAUCCCACAGCUCAAGGCAGAGUAUCCAGGACGAUUCCAAGGAAGCAGGAGUUGCUAACAGAGAAGUCUUUCUGUGCUUGUAGACUCUGAGAGUCCUGCUUCCACUGGGUUAAUGUUGCUAUAAUACCCAGCACAUCCACCACCCUAACAUCCCAUCCCAGAGGCCCAUGGUGCUCAUGUACCACCCUACACCCCCACUCCCACCCCAUGUGCAUGUCUGUCUCCUGACUGUGCCCCACUCUGGCAGCUAGCUUUCUCCCGGUUCCUCCCUGAGGCCAAGGACUGAUUUGGAUACAGGAGUUACUCAGUUCUUCAGUCCAUUAGAAGUGAGUGCUGUCCCAUCCUAACCUUGGCUGUUUCCCCUGAGUGAGAGGGUCUCCUCUCCUCCAGCCAAUGCCCUGUGGGUCCUCUAUUAGAGGAGUCACAAGCAAUGGCAUCCCAAACGAUCUCUAAGAGGCAAGGCUCUGCCACGCUUUCUAGGACCCUGGGUGAUGCUACUGUGGUCCAUCCUGGCCUAAGCACCUCUCAUUUUGACACAAAUAGGAGAGGAUCCUUUCUGUCUUGUAUCCUAGGACUCUCUGCCUUUGGCUUCACCAGACAGCAAGUAAAUACUUCAUCUUGAGAAAGGCCAAUGCUCCUGUAAUCAGGAAUAAAUUUUCCCCCUUCUCACAGAGAGCCCCAGAAGCCAGGAGAUGACUGAUAUGAGGGGGUACUCAGCAGGUGGGAAACUCAGAGGUACUCAGCUUAUGUCCCUUCAAAGGGCAGCACCCAGUGACAGUUCCAGCAAGUUCCUAACGGGAGCUUGGGGUUCAGGGGCAUUUCUGUGGAUGAACCAAGGUGACCCUGUCCAGGUAGCUGGCUGUCCUGGCUCUUCUCUGGCCUUUCCUCCAUGUUCCUCAUCCACAUCAAGGGCCUCCACCCAUCCUUUCAGGACAAGGGGGCCCUGACUAUACAGCCCUUCCCUUUGGAAAAAAAGCUGUGGGAUAUUUGAUUGGGGUUUUGUAGUUCCUUAUUUUUUUUUUGGUCGCUUAUCUUAAGAAUUUGAAAGUAAUGAGGGAGCCUGGCUGUGGAUGUAAAAUGACUGAGAGGAAGAGUUAAGCAGAAUUCUUAAAUUCUUCCAGUGACUUCUAAACAGAUGAGGCUAGCUUAAAUGUGGGAGUGAGAAAACCUCUCCAUUAGUAAGGAAAAUGGUCCAGAAAUUCCCCAUGUGAACUGUGAACAUGCUAGGGGGAGCAUCCUCAUGGCUGCUAAUACCCUCAUGCUUCCCCUGCCCUUUUGACAGACAGAGGCCACUCCUCCCGUCUCUGGUGGAUUCACCCCAGGGCAUUCUGCAUGGAAUCAAUGCAAGCUUCGUUAUUGUAAGUGGGUAGGUGGGGUACCAUUCCAGGUAAUAGUAAAGGGGCAACUCCCGAAAGAGGCUUGUAAGUUUCUCCUGGUGCUCUGAGAGGCCACCCCAUGCCUCCCAUUUAGAAAGCAAUCACUGCAGGAAAUGUUUUUAAUAUUAGGAGAGACUUUUUGUUUAUACUACAAAUCAUGGCUCUUCAAUAAUAUUGCUUUUUAUUAAUAUUUAGGGAGCAUCCAAGUUUUCAAAAGUAUUUAAGUCUUUUGGUUGGAAAGACAGACGUCUUCCUUAGCGUCCCGCUGGAAUCCCUUAAGUAGACUGAUGGCUGUGAGGAAGCUGAGCAAACAGUUCCUGAGGAGCGACGAGAACGUCGUGUUCCAGCUCCUGGAAAAGAUGGCGAGGGCUCUGACUGGGGGGGUCCUUGGUUGGGGAGUCUCACAUCCCUCCUCUCUUUCCCCUCCUCCCUCUUCCUUGGGUUCCUAUCUAGUCCUGGCUCUCCAGGCUGUCUCUGGAAUUAAUGAAUCCUUCAUAUUGUUUCUCAGCUUCCUUCAAACUACACUGAAGCUGAAUUUGGGGCGACCCAAGCCCCCCCCUCCCCAGUAACACAAAAGCAAGUGGACAGUCGCUCCGCCAGUUUCUGCCUCUCCUGCCCCUUUCUUUUGUUUGUAUCUUUAAAGACUCAAGCACACGUUGGAAAGGUUCCCGUAUGAGAGUAGAGCUCCAAACAGCACCAGUUAAACCAACAGAGGGGACAGUUAAACAGCACCCCCAAAGACACUCUGAAGCAGAGAACACUUCCGCAAGCAGAACUGAGGAAGGCUCCUGUGCAGAGAUCAGUUCCAUUCGAGCAAGAGGCGAAGAUGGGCUAUGUGUCCUCACCUAUCCUCCCAACCCUUCCCUGCCGUUCUUGUCAGCUUGUAGGCUUAUGAAACCUUCUGUUCUUCACAAACAAAAGCUAGUUUACCUCAAAGACUCUUGUUUCCAUUUGGAAACCAAUGACAUGGCUUGAGAAUGGAUGACCCUCCCCACACCCCUCCACAUCCCUCCCUGCCUGGGCCUGGUGUCCUUGGGGCAUUAGGUAGUAGCUUCUUCCUGGGUUGGCUGCUCUGCAAAGGGACCAGGUCCCCAGGCCUGAAAUGGGAAGGGAGGAUUGGAUGCAACCUCCCCCCCCCCUCCACCCCCUACUUAGCAUGUAGGGAACAGCCUCUGUCUCUUCCAGCAGGGUCCUGUGAAGUUACCAUAGCAACUAGCAACUCCAGGUACCACAAAAGACAAUAGCUUCAAGCACUGAGGUGUGGGAGAGAGCAGGGGUUCUGGCUUGGUCAGAGCACCCAGAAUUAGGCCCCCAGUGCUAGGAGGGCAAAGAAGGAAGAGAGAGAGAAAUGGACGCAUGAAUGGGUUAAGCAGCUGCAGGGGCCUUGGGAGCCUGAGGAGCAAGAGGCCACUGAGAGAGGCAGGACAGAUCAUUUCUGUUCUCCUCACCACAUGCCCGCCCUUCCCAGUGCGCUCCACUUCUAUUCCAAAACUCUCACCUUGAAUACUGACCCUUCGAGAGCAGAAAGCAAAGUAUACCUUUAGACAACAGUGUUACCCUGAGCCUCAAGGACAGGUGAAUGGGGUCUCUGAAGAAAAAAAAAAAAAAAGAGGGUCUUCUGGUUUUGAUUUUUCAAGAAGAGUAUCCUAGUAAGAUUAAAAAAAAAAAAUUUAAAAAAAUUUUUAAAAGAAAACCUAUGCUAUUUAAAUUGGAGCCCAGUUGUAACUUGGUAAAGGCAAGCUUCUGUACCUUUGUUAUAAUUAAUUGUAUACCUGUGUAUGUAAAUAUAAGGCAUUCCUAUUUUGCAGUUCAGAACAAAAAAAAACUAUUUGUAAUAUAGAAUAAAGUUUAUUAAAAAAUAAUAAAAAUGCAGUUUGAGA
Molecule: messenger RNA, 13629 nt
Organism: Peromyscus californicus insignis
Lineage: Eukaryota; Metazoa; Chordata; Mammalia; Rodentia; Cricetidae
Gene: Plxna4
Product: plexin A4
Exons: 32
Coding region: 869-6550 (1893 amino acids)
Biological process (GO): semaphorin-plexin signaling pathway involved in axon guidance; regulation of GTPase activity; negative regulation of cell adhesion
Cellular component (GO): semaphorin receptor complex
Molecular function (GO): semaphorin receptor activity; protein binding
Source: RefSeq, a predicted model, not a curated record